Messenger RNA from Dermochelys coriacea (leatherback sea turtle), 2511 nucleotides. It is a transcript of the gene ALDH3B1, whose product is annotated as aldehyde dehydrogenase 3 family member B1. Gene Ontology annotation, cellular component: cytoplasm. Gene Ontology annotation, molecular function: aldehyde dehydrogenase (NAD+) activity. NCBI's taxonomy places the organism in Eukaryota, Metazoa, Chordata, Testudines, Dermochelyidae. Gene Ontology annotation, biological process: aldehyde metabolic process. Bases 519 to 1784 code for a protein of 421 amino acids. The record is from RefSeq and is a predicted model, not a curated record. The transcript has 9 exons.
UGGGGUCUCCCUGGGGAUCCCCCACAGCACAGAGAAUGGGGCGCACUGGGGUCUCGUCUGCCCAGGUUCCUGGCCCACCCUCCUCCCUGCAGGAGCGGAGGGCUGUGGAUUAUGUGCUAAGCGAGGUGACUGCAGCAUGUGGUCCCCUCUCUCCUCCCCUGGGGGCGGGACUGAGUGCGUGCAGGUGGGGGUGUUUUGGUAGGGUCUAGUUAAAUGUCCUUGCUGCCCUGGGUUCUGUCAGCGAAGGUUACUGGGAGCAGCACCUGGCCCUUGGAGGGGAAGGCUGGGACGAACCUUAGUUCCCAGGACAGUUCGUUCCCUGGACUGUGAUCGGCCCUGGAGGAGGCUCUGUCUCCUGCACAGACCAGCUUUGCCUGUUGGCAGAGAGUCCCCCUAGCUCGAGGAGUGGAGCUGUCGACCCCGGUCCCCAUCCCAGGGUUUUAGGCUCUGUUAGAUACGCCGGGCCCAGGCCAUGGAGCUCUGAGACGUGCCUGACCCAGCCCUGGUCUCUCUUGUCCAUGGGGCACCAGUGCAGGCCUCGCUUGGAGGCAGAGCUCUCUGAGGUCAUGCUGGUCAAGAACGAGGUCAACUACGCGCUCAACAACCUGUCCAGCUGGAUGAAGGACGAGUUUGUGGUGAAGAAUCUGGUUACUCAGCUGGACACAGCCUUCAUCCGGAAGGAGCCCUAUGGGGUGGUGCUGAUCAUCGGGCCCUGGAACUACCCCUUGCACCUCAUCCUGGUGCCCCUGGUCGGGGCCAUCGCUGCUGGGAACUGUGUCAUCAUCAAACCCUCCGAGAUCAGCAGCAACACUGAGAAGCUCGUGGCUGAGACGCUGCCCAGCUACCUGGACAAGGACUGCUUUGCUGUGGUGACUGGGGGCCCCGCGGAGACCACCCAGCUGCUGGAGAACAAGUUUGACUACAUCUUCUUCACUGGCAACCCCCAAGUGGGCAAGAUCGUUAUGGCAGCUGCGGCCACGCACCUGACGCCGCUGACGCUGGAGCUGGGGGGCAAGAACCCCUGCUACGUGGCUGAUGAAAGCGACAUACAGAAUGUGGCCAACCGGCUGGUCUGGGGGCGCUGCUUCAACGCUGGGCAGACCUGCAUCGCGCCCGACUACGUGCUGUGCAGCGCGGAGACGCAGGAGAAGCUGCUGCCCGCCCUGCGCCAUGCCAUCACCCAGUUCUUCGGCCCCGACCCCCAGGAGUCGCCCGACUUCGCCCGCAUCAUCAGUGACAAGCAGUUCCAGCGCAUCCAGGCCCUGCUGGGCAGCGGGCGCGUGGCCAUCGGGGGGCAGACAGAUGAGAAGGAGCGCUACAUUGCCCCCACGGUGCUGGUGGACGUGCAGCCGUCGGAGCCUGCCAUGCAGGAGGAAAUCUUCGGGCCCGUCCUGUCCAUCGUCACCGUGCCCAAUGUGGAUGAAGCCAUCGCCUUCAUCAACAGCCGGGAGCGACCGCUGGUCGUGUACGUCUUCGCCACCGACAGCAAGCUGGUGCACCGGGUGCUGGAGCGGACGAGCAGUGGUGGGUUUGGUGCCAACGACCCCAUAAUGCAAAUGACGCUGCUCUCGCUGCCCUUCGGUGGGAUUGGGAACAGUGGGCUGGGCUCGUACCACGGCAAGUUCAGCUUUGACACCUUCUCUCACCAACGCGCCUGUCUCCUGCGCGGUAUGGGCCUGGAGACCAUGAACUCCCUGCGCUACCCACCCUACAGCGAGCGCAAAAUGGGGCUGCUAACUUCUGCCUCCGAGAUCAAGCGCAAGGGUACCUGCACCCUGCUGUGACAGGAGUGUCGGGUCUGCUCAGCCCAGCACUGUACAACCCACAGGCUGCCUGACUGCCAUGGGGGAGAAGGCCUGGCUGACCUUAGGAGGGCCCCUCCAAAGGGGUUAAAUAGUCUUCGUCCGACUCCUUCAUCUUCCUGGGGCGAGGGGCACAGCUUCCUCCAUCCCAUCUCUGGGAGCUCCUGCCCCUCCUCGCCCAGCCUCUUGCUUCCCCAUCUCCAGCUGCUUGGGUAGUAGGGAGAGAGCUUCUCCUGUGUCUCCGAGCUGCCCCUAUCCCACUGCCCCCAUGGAGACAGAUGCUGGGGGGGAGGAAAUGCCAAGAGGGCUGCCUAGGAAUGCCCCCCCAGGCCAGGUGUCUGCCCUACCAGGGAGACAUGUAGGCCCUGUAAUCUCAGUGGUGCCCUCCCACACCGGUGCCCCCCAGGCUGCUGCUGUGUUGCCCAGGAAGGGCAGUGCCAUCCUCUCAGUGCACGUUUGGGGAGGGCAGGUAUCUCGGAGCCGAAGGAGCCUGCUCCGAGGGGGACGAGGGCCACAGGGGCAGUAAGAGCAGCUAGCAACCCAGCCUGCUCUCAGGGAAUCACUCCUGCCUCAGACAUGCCCGCUCUGCCGGCUUAGCCUCGUUCUCCGAUCAUGCUCUGUCCUCUCCGCCCAUCGCUGCCUUUGCCCCCUGCUCUGUGCUUUGCCCCAUGUAGAUUUUGGUUUAGUAAAGACUCAGCGUUGAACUCGC